Messenger RNA from Dinoponera quadriceps, 981 nucleotides. RefSeq names its product transcription elongation factor B polypeptide 1 (gene EloC). Gene Ontology annotation, molecular function: protein-macromolecule adaptor activity. The record is from RefSeq and is a predicted model, not a curated record. The coding region runs from base 135 to 572 and encodes 145 amino acids. Gene Ontology annotation, biological process: ubiquitin-dependent protein catabolic process. Lineage: Eukaryota; Metazoa; Arthropoda; Insecta; Hymenoptera; Formicidae. The transcript has 5 exons. Gene Ontology annotation, cellular component: elongin complex.
UCAUAGCUUCCAACACUCAGUGGCCGUAUUAAUAAAUUGAUACGUUUGCUGACAAACGUUACUGUGAUCGUAAAGUCUGAUAUUAUUGAAAAUUUGUUCCCCGUAAGGAGGAUAUUUACACAUCAAUAGCAAACAUGUCAAACGAUGUGAACAUGCAGGCUGAAAAGCCCAAUGAGGAAGACAGUGUCGAUAAAACCGAAGAAGAAGAAGGCAGAUCGUCUAAUGACCUGCAUGCGCAAGAGAGUGGUCCCGUUUACGGAGGUUGCGAAGGACCAAAUGCAAUGUAUGUGAAGCUUGUUAGCAGCGACGGGCACGAAUUUAUUGUCAAACGAGAACAUGCACUGACGAGUGGUACUAUCAAAGCAAUGUUAAGCGGUCCUGGUCAGUUUGCGGAAAACGAAGCUAAUGAAGUCAAUUUCCGAGAAAUCCCCUCACAUGUCUUACAGAAAGUCUGCAUGUACUUCACAUAUAAAGUGCGUUAUACAAACAGUAGUACGGAAAUUCCAGAGUUCCCCAUUGCACCUGAAAUUGCGCUAGAGCUAUUGAUGGCCGGCAAUUUUCUAGACUGCUAAACGUCACCAGAAACAGAAGUAGCGUGUAUCGCGGCAAUUCACGGGAAAAACACGGUUUUCCUUGUUAAAAUUGUUUCGGUUGCGUCGGCAUUUGUGAUAUUUCGUGACAUCGUAUCGAAGCAUAAUAACUGAUGAUCGCUUCUGAUGAUCACUUCGCAUUCGCGAUUUAGACAUUUUAGUGCGACGGAAUAUCGCGUGAUGAUACAUACAUGAAGACUCACAAUGUUACAGGUUUACAGUUUAACAAAUCCUAAAUAUUCCACGUAAUGUGUCAGGUCUUGUGUUUAAUACAAUACUGUAAUAAAUGUAACGAUUGCCGAUAACGAAUUAUCAAUACAGAUACACAUCACUUGUUAUGCACUCUGAUUAUACUCUACUAGUAAAAUUAAUACUGACGGAACUAGGAACA